Molecule: messenger RNA, 949 nt
Organism: Camellia sinensis
Lineage: Eukaryota; Viridiplantae; Streptophyta; Magnoliopsida; Ericales; Theaceae
Source: RefSeq, a predicted model, not a curated record
AUGGAGCCAGUACUGGAGAAGCCCAACAAGAAUACCAACGAUCUUAACAAGCCCUUCCGGUUCAAGGGAGCCCAUUUCAAGAGAUGGAAAGGCAAGGUGCUUUUCUACCUCAAUCUCCUCAAGGUAGCCUAUAUCCUGACCGAGAAAAAUCCGAACAAAGUCCCCUCUGAAGAGAUGACCGAUGAGGAGUAUGCAGCUCGUCUUGAACAAAUCAAGAAAUACAACACAGAUGAGUAUAAAUGUCGACCCUUCGAACCCUUUGAUACCCACACUCCUCCUUCCCUUACAACCCUUCUCUUCGACCUGACCGAGGCUGUCACCGACCGACCUCCCUCCAUCCGACGAUCGAGUCGAGUCUCUCUCCGACGAUCGAGUCUCGCUUCUCGCCGCUCAGUCCCGCCGGACUCUCUUCUGUCUCCGACCCGAACCAGGGUAUACGAGAAGCUCUGUUCGACGCUCUGGUAUACGAGAAGCUCUCUCUCCAAAACCCUCGCCAUACCCGAAAGUGGAAUAGUUGCCUCCAGUAUAGAACCAGGUAGCAAUGCAGAACAGGUGCAGAAUGGAAGGACGCAUCAAAAAGAAGCAAACUCGCUUCAUCAGGAUCCUCAAUACGAAAAGCAAGAAUUAAAAACCGCCCUGUUGUUGAUGUCUAAUGGGAGCAGUAUGCAUUGGGUCAUUAAGAUGGUUAUGAAAAUGGAUGCUGCUGAGCCCUUCAAUGUUCCAGUGGAUCCUGUUGCCCUGGCAAUACCUGUAAGUGUAACUUCUUUAUAGAUGCUUCUCAUGUGUAUUAUUUUAGGAACAUGCUGCUAACUUUAAAUUUAUGGCCACUGAGAAUUUCGGGUGCAAUAUAUUUGAACCCAAAUGGUUUGGAGGAAACAACUUUCCAGACAUUUUGGAGUGGGUUUUAUGUUGGUUAGCUCAUCAUUUGGGGGAGCAGAGUGGAACGUUU